AUGCUGGCCCCCGCCCGGUUCCUGCUGCUGCUGCUGCUGCUACUGCCCAGCACCCCCAGUCUGGGUCUCUCUACAAAGUUCUACAAAGUCAAGUCAUUCUCCAGCUGCACCAACGAGGCCCUAUCAGAGGCCAAGAGAAGCGGGCCGGAGGAGGCCCCGCUGCUGAGCGCGAGGAGGUUCCUGGCCCUGGGCGAGGAGGGCCACAAGGAGAGGAGGACCCCCGCGGGCUCGGGGGCUGGUGGGCUGGCUGCAAGCUAUGAAGGUCCAUCCCCGGCGCAGCUCUGGGGGAAGCUGACCCAGGACAAGACCCAGAGAGACCGGCGAGCCCAGUUCAGUCUGUCCCUGGACGUCCCCACCAAUAUUAUGAACAUCCUCUUCGACAUUGCCAAGGCCAAAAACGUGCGAGCCAAGGCGGCAGCCAAUGCCCACCUGCUGGCCCAAGUAGGGCGGAAGAAGUAG
Sorex fumeus (smoky shrew) is the source of this 459-nucleotide messenger RNA. RefSeq names its product urocortin 3 (gene UCN3). The transcript has a single exon. The coding region runs from base 1 to 459 and encodes 152 amino acids. NCBI's taxonomy places the organism in Eukaryota, Metazoa, Chordata, Mammalia, Eulipotyphla, Soricidae. The record is from RefSeq and is a predicted model, not a curated record. Gene Ontology annotation, cellular component: extracellular region. Gene Ontology annotation, biological process: cellular response to nutrient levels; hormone-mediated signaling pathway; adenylate cyclase-activating G protein-coupled receptor signaling pathway. Gene Ontology annotation, molecular function: corticotropin-releasing hormone receptor 2 binding; hormone activity.